GCGUAACCCCCCCCCCCCCCUCACCGACUAUACAAAAACUCUGGAAGAGAGACAUCUCUCUCACUCUCCGCGAUCCGCAACGUUUCCAGAAACCCCCGCAAGCAUGGCACCCCUACAGACGUGGACGGCCGAGAAGCCCUACCUCAACCUGCACUGCGGGCUGGGCGAGGGCCCCUACUACGAAAAGGCGGCCGACGUCCUCCGCUUCGUCGACAUCAAGAAGAAGCAGAUCCACUUCGUCAACCUCGACCAGGGCCCGGAAUCGCUGCGGACGGUGCAGCUCGACGUACCCGUCGGAGUGACGGCCGACAUCGCCGGCGUCGACCCCAAGAACAAGAUCCUGGUGGGUCUCAAGUACGGUGUCGCCGUGCUCGACGUCCAGUCGGGCACGUACCAGUACGUCUCCAAGCUGCAUGACACGGACAACGAGAGGCUCAGGGCCAACGACGGCGCCGUCGACCCUCACGGCCGCUUCUGGCUCGGCACCAUGACGGAUUUCGGGCUGCGAGAUUUCCAAGCUGAAGGCGCCCUGCACCGUUUCGAUGGCGCAUCGGGCAAGGAAGAAGUGCUCAAGGACCUCCUGAUCCCCAACUCUGUCGGGUGGUCCCCGGACAGCAGGACCAUGUACUUCACGCACUCGACGGACCGCAAGGUGUACGCGUGGGACUACAGCCCCGCGGACGGCGCGCUCUCCGGCAAGCGCGUCUUCUACGCGCACGACGGCCCCGGCGAGCCCGACGGCUUCCGCGUCGACGCCGACGGCAACCUCUGGCACGCCGUCUACAACGAGGGCCGCGUCCUCAAGAUCUCGCCCGCCGGCGAGCUCGUCGGCGAGGUUCGCGUCCCGACCCUGGCCACCACGUGCGUGCAGUUCGUCGGGACCGAGCUGUUCAUCACGACCGCGCAGCUCGGCGAGGCAGAGGGCACCGAGGACCAGAGGGAGCUCGGAGGCGCCCUGUUCCGCGUCGACGUCGGCGCCAGGGGCCUGGAGCCGUUUGAGUUCAAGCUUUGAGCGGUCUCGGGCGCGUGACGAUGGAGAAAGGAGGCAGGUGGUUGGGAGGGAAAAAGAGGGUAGGGGGGGGGGGGGUUAAGCGUCACGC
This is a messenger RNA of Colletotrichum navitas, 1100 nucleotides long. RefSeq lists its product as uncharacterized. The transcript is spliced from 2 exons. Gene Ontology annotation, biological process: L-ascorbic acid biosynthetic process. Lineage: Eukaryota; Fungi; Ascomycota; Sordariomycetes; Glomerellales; Glomerellaceae. The coding region runs from base 104 to 1012 and encodes 302 amino acids. The record is from RefSeq and is a predicted model, not a curated record. Gene Ontology annotation, molecular function: gluconolactonase activity; calcium ion binding.